AUGAAGGAUUUUGGACUUCUCGAGUACAACGAAGCUGCCAAUCUUAAUAUUUCUCAAGGUCUUCUCGAUAAUAGGCUUGGCUUGAGNAGAAUAUAAUAAGUAAUGAAUGAAAUCAACAAUGAGACUAAUAUACAGAAAAUCGAAAGAAUGUUAGAAAAUAUCAAUGUAUGACUUUUAUUGAAGUUUAGCCAGAAGAACACAGCCCAAGAGAUAUUGAUGAUAAUUUAAGUCAUACUUAUAAGUAAAAAAGACCAAAGCUCUUUAAAUUCUAAAAAUCCAAUUUCUCGAAGUUUAUAGAAGCAAAAGCAAAUGAAGAUACUGAUACUUUCUCUUCCAAUAAGCAAUUAGAAUUUAGACAAAGGUUAUAUUCAUUAGCAGCUGAUUCUUGUUGA
This is a messenger RNA of Paramecium octaurelia, 392 nucleotides long. Lineage: Eukaryota; Ciliophora; Oligohymenophorea; Peniculida; Parameciidae. The record is from the annotation of a GenBank genome assembly.